Messenger RNA from Porites lobata, 1557 nucleotides. NCBI's taxonomy places the organism in Eukaryota, Metazoa, Cnidaria, Anthozoa, Scleractinia, Poritidae. The record is from the annotation of a GenBank genome assembly.
AUGGCCUCUGCUGGAAAGGACCUGUUGAUAACCGACCCAAGAGGAAUCUGGACCCUCUUUAGAGAUUUCUAUUCCAGUUUUACGGACAAAAUAUUACUGAACAAAACAAUAUUCACGAUCAAGUACGAUAGCAAUGGUGUGGAGGUCGCCACCACCGAAGGUGAAGUCUUUACUGCAGACUACGCUUUGUGUACAUUUGGUAGUGGUGUUUUAGACCGUGGCUCAGUAAAAUUCGACCCACCCUUGCCUGGAUGGAAGAAAGAAGCCAUUUAUCGCCUCAGGCCUGUUUACUACACAAAAAUCUUUCUCAAAUUUCCAAGUAAAUUCUGGGGUGAUAGUAAGUGGAUAUUACAUGUUUCAGACCAGAACACAAGACAUUUCCCAGUAUUUUUCGAUCUGGAUCGUGCUGGGUUCUUUCCUGGCUCCAAGUCUUUGUAUACUGCAGUAACUGGAGAUGAAACUUUAAGAGUGGAAGCACAAGAUGAUUCCAAAACGAUGGAGGAGCACAUGGAAGUUCUGGGCAUGUAUGGACCCAGCAUACCAAAUGCCACAGGUACUAAUAUAACUGAUUCUUGAGAGGAACAGUUCUAUCAUUUUCUCAUUUUAUCGGUGAUAUAAGUAUAGAAAUUUGUAUAGUUACUAUGAUUUAUUUAUGGUCGCUCGUCUGGUUUAUUUUUUCCAUUCCAUUGUGUAAGUGUUCGAUUGGUUGAUAUUGAUCGGUGGAUCGACAGACCGACUUCCGAUUGGCUGACUGGCAGAGCUAGCCAUGACUGACUGACAGAAAAAUUUUAGACUCGCUCAGUAAUUGCCCACAGCCACUGACUAAUCAUGAAUGACUGCGAGAAAUCUGACCAUAUCUCCUCAACAUAUAAAUGUUCAAGAGGGGGGGGGGGCUUUACUGUAUAGAGUCUCCCAUCCAAUAAAUUUCUGUAAAAAUUUACCUAGUGAUUUUACGUCCUUCUUUCAUGUCCAUUCCAGGGCUCAGUGUUAAUCAAAUGGUGGAUAACACGACUUGUUCUAUUAUACUUUUCCACCGGAUAGUGAUUUACCCGAUGGAUUGCGCUAUCCAGCAUUUGAACAACAGGUUGCCUUAAUCCAGGCCAGGUCUUAACCUAGUAUUGUGUCUAAGCCUUACUAGAUUUCUUUGAGUCAAAUUAAAUGGCGUCAACUUUUAAACUGUAUUAUACUUUUGUUUUGUCUUGUUUCCUCUAUAAGAUAUUGUGGUUAGCAAGUGGUCGCAAAACCCAUACGUCUUGGGUUGUUGAACAGACCCAGUCAUUGGCACAGAUUCCUCCGUGUUUGCCAACAUGGCCGGCCGAUUGAAAAACUUGUUCUUCGCUGGUGAGGCAACCCAUGCUGAUUGGUAUGGCUUCAUACAGGGAGGUUACUACAGUGGACUGGAGCGGGCGAAUGACAUUGCUAGUUGUAUUCAAGGCGGGACGUGCCAACCUUAUGAGCCCUUCACAGGCCUACCAGUAAUUGUUAAAACACAGGACUGCAAGCCAAAGAGCGGAGAGCCCCAGAUCUCAGUGCUAAAUGUUAUCAGUUUGUUCAUUG